AUGUGGACUCGCUCUCGCUUGUGCCAGUUUGGUGGUGGAUAUGGGGUGUUCCCAAGACCUCCCUGGAGCAGCUUGACAUCCAACAGCAGAGUGUCGAGCAAUUCCAUCCGGAGACAGAGAUUCUGGACCAAAGCUAGAAUCCAAAAGGCAGUGUCAUUUUCAGGAGUUGCAAUAUCAACAUGGGCACGACACUUCGCAUGCAGCCGGAUGGCGAAAACAAGAGAUUCCAAGCAGAGCCGAUCACAAUCAAACAGUUUGCAAGUCUCAGCAUGUCACAGGAGCUUUGAGGGUACAGUUUUUCGAUGUACUCACCGAUCUGAAGCUUUGGGGGGCUUGGACGCCCACUUUAGCGUAUAUGUCCCAGAUGCUCCUCAAAUGCACAUGACCCUGCCGUACCCAAAGAAAUGCGAUGAUUUUCCGGUUCUACUGUUUCUCUCUGACAUGGGAUGCAGUGAUCUCGACGUUCUGCAACAAGGAAAUGUGCUUGAGCAUUGCUCUUCAUGCGGUUUGAUCCUGGUGUCAGCAGACACAUCUCCACGUGGUCUUGCAGAUUCAGAUGGCCACAAGCAUGGUGUUGGUAUUGGAGCCAGCCACUAUGUGGAUGCUACUGAGGCACCAUGGAAUCAGCACUACAGGAUGCGAGACUACCUUGAAAACGAGCUGCUGGAGAUCGUGCACGCACAUUUUCCAACGUGCGGAUCAGAAGGGGUUUCAGUCAUGGGGCAUGGUAUGGGCGGCAUGGGGGCUUUGUCUUUGGCUCUUCGAAGUCCAUCCGCCUUUCGUUCUGUCUCGGCCAUGGCUCCCACUUCGCACCCCACCACAACCGAAAUCACUCGAACAGCCUUCACGACAUACCUUGGCAAAGAUGAGAAGAACUGGACAACCUAUGAUCCUGUUUUGCUGAUGCUAAACUAUGAGAGCCGACGAGCUCCACCUCCAAUUCUGCUGGAUGUGGGCUUUGAAGAGACGACAAGCUAUGUUGAAGAUGUAGUCAAGCCCUUUGAUUUUGUGAAUGCUUGCCACACCAAGCGCGUCCCAGUUGACUUCAGAUUGAGAGCUGGGUUUGAUCACAGUUUCUUUUUUGUGGCAUCUGUCAUGGAGGAACAUGUUGACUUUCACUCAAAACACUUGGAUGACCUGUAG
Durusdinium trenchii is the source of this 1143-nucleotide messenger RNA. The record is from the annotation of a GenBank genome assembly. NCBI's taxonomy places the organism in Eukaryota, Dinophyceae, Suessiales, Symbiodiniaceae.